Molecule: messenger RNA, 2731 nt
Organism: Rhopilema esculentum
Lineage: Eukaryota; Metazoa; Cnidaria; Scyphozoa; Rhizostomeae; Rhizostomatidae
Biological process (GO): apoptotic process; regulation of transcription by RNA polymerase II
Cellular component (GO): nucleus
Molecular function (GO): RNA polymerase II cis-regulatory region sequence-specific DNA binding; DNA-binding transcription factor activity, RNA polymerase II-specific
Source: RefSeq, a predicted model, not a curated record
GGCUGCGCAUGCUCAUAACCACACUCUUGUCACGUUCCUCAGUUUUGAAUCCAACAACAACUUGAAUACAAUACAUACAUACAAGUCAGAUCAGUGCUUUAUCUACGUGCCGCUGCUUCUUGUUCCUGGUAACAGAUAUUGUAUAUGUACCAUGGAACGAACCUAUAGCCAAGAAACAGAGGCACCUUUGAGUGAUGACGCCUUUGAUAUGCUAGUGAAUGGACUUGGAGAUCAGAUGAGAGGAGACAGCAUCUUUCAUCCAAAUGUACGAUUUGAAAAUGGCUGUAAUGGGACAGUGAAGACUGAAGAGACGGCUGUCAGUCAUGAAACAAUACUACAAAUCGAAUCCAAACCUACAGCCCAACUUACACCCCAGCCUACGCCUGAAUCAAUGCCUUUCUCGGUCUACAAUUUUCCUCCAUGUGCCCAAGGGUUUCAGCAAAUGCUUCCUGCGCUAACAAGGACGUACAGCUUCGAAAGACACAAUAAGGUGCCAGCUAAUCCGAGUCGUGUGGACUACAGUGGGAUUUACGACUUUUGUCUAAAGUUUGAUGAGUCUGGAACGAUCUCCAAGUCCAUCCCUUGGACCUACUCGGAAUCGCUGUCAAAACUUUUUUGUCAAGUAGGCAUCGGUGUUCCGGUGAAAUUCAAAACAAAAGGUAAUGUACCAAGAGGAGCGUACAUUCGUGCUAUUCUUGUCAGUAAGAACAGUGACACAGACAUACUUCUUACAUGCCCAAAGCACGCCGAUGAACUUCGAAAGAAAGGAAACCAAAACUAUGCACACGUAUUGCAAUGCCAUGGUCGAAAUGCUGCAUAUGGGGUUUGCCCAAAUACCGAACGGCAUUCCGUGCGUUUCCCGUUGCUGCCUUGCCAAGCUGGCGUCGAUUAUCAGUGCGAGAUUCUCAAUUUCCAAUGCUUCUCUUCUUGCUUCAGAAAAGAAAUUGAAGCAAUAUUUUCAUUGGAACAAGAUGGAGAGGUACUAGGAAGGCGCACCAUCGGUGUUCGAAUAUGUGCCUGCCCUGGCCGAGACAGGACCACGCUAGAACGAAAGGCAAAAAAAUUGAGGCAAGAGGAGAAACAAAGGUCAUCGAGACGCGAUCUUUCAUCAUCGGAAGAAGAAAAGAAAAGAUGCCCUUGUAAAAAGAAGUGUCUAGUUCAUACGAAGCAACCUUCUGGUUCUGGGCCUUAUUUUCUCAUGAUUAAAACAUCUUCAAAGAAAAAAUUUGAAGGACUAAAGACGGUGCUUGGUGAUGAUCCCUACAUCACUCUAAUCGAGGGCCCGAAAGAGAUCGUAUCAUCGUGGCCGAUAGAAAAUGGUAUUGAUACGCCAACGAACAGCCAGCGAAGUAGCGAAAAGGAGAAGAAAAAGCAAGAAAAUUAAAGGAAAAAAAUUACUAUAUUUUCACAACUUUUUUUUUAAAUAGUUUGUGUUUGUAUUUUAAAAAACUAAAUGAGAUUCAAAAUUAUUGGACUACGCAUGCUUGUAAAUAUUUCUAUUUGAAUAGAUAUUAUUACGAUAUUUGCUAUGAACAUACAUAACUGCGAAACUACUGCCCAGUUUGAAGCUUAAGCCCUUCACAUACAGCUCCUUUUAGCCAGUGGCAUAACGCGGAUAAGGGGCCCCCAAAUUUUAAAAUAAUUUUUUUAAGACUUUGCUCAUGUUUUCUAAAACUUUUUUAGUUCUUGCUUAACGCAUCUCCCCCUAGCUUUUUUUUACAUCUUGCUUUUGUGUUUGACAUGCUUUAUAGUCCUGAAUGGGACUUUCUUGUACUCCCUAGAUAGGGGCUUUCUCUUUAGCGCCCCAUAUGCCUCCGUUAUGCUACUGCAUUACCCAUUUGAAUAAUCUCUAUUCGCGGAUCCGAACAUAUUCGCAGGUCCUCGUGGGAGUCUUAAGGGGCAUCUUCGAACAACUCGCUGCGAAUCAUCCAUAAAAUAGUGUUAGAAUUUAUGAUGCAAUGUCUGAAAUAAUACUGUAAAACUACUAUGCCCAUAUAAUUUACACCGAAGAAAUCAAGAUAGAAUAUAUUAUUGUGCCUAUAACAGACAAACGUCUUAAUUGCCGCAUUCGUUUAAUUACAUUAUAUUGAGCAUCAAAUCUAACAGUAUGGUAUAGGUAUAGCAAUAUCGACUUUCCUUGGGUUCCUUUUAGAUGGCUUGUGUUUUAAAAGUUACAUUGAAAUUAUCUUUAUCACAGUAAGAAAGUAAUGGUUCAUAAAACCACUAUACCUGUCUUUUAAAGAGGUGACUAUUAUUCCUCAAAAAUUUGUUCAAUUUUGGAGAGCGAUUUAGACUUGAAUGAUAAUAAAAGGUUCACAAGGGCUUUGAAAUAACGUCCAUAUUGGUAUUUUAGGUUGAAGAGAACUGCCAUAUUGGUAUUCGAAUUAUUUUGUACAAGUUUUGUAUUUGCUUAUUAUGACGAAGAUAUUUUUAAAUUCUCUAGUAUAUAUACUCCAAAGUUCUGUUGCGAAAAGCUUUUUGUUUCAUUUCAUGAAUGUUUUGUUGGGUUGAUCAUAAAACGCCGUAUUUUCUUUGCUGGUGUAACUUGCAGAAUUAUAGAUAAUAAGAAUUGUAAAAUAGCUAUUUUCCAUAUUGGAACUGUUUUUACUUCGUACCAUUUUUGUAUUGACUGAUUAUUGCUAAGAUAUUUUUUAAUCUAAAAGCGUUUCUGUUUUAUUGCGUAUCUGUUUAAUAAGUGUUUGUUGCGUUGAUAAUAAAAAUGAUAUCUUUU